AUGUCCAGGAAGAAGACGUUAAAGGGCAAAAGUCCCAAAGGGUCGCCGAGCAGCGGCGGCGGGAAGACGGGGAAAGGUUUGGCCGUAGGUGCCUCACCGACUUCCGGACUGGUUUACCCCAGCAGACCGUCCAUCAGCAGCAGCGGGGAGUUCUAUGACAUCGCCUUCAAGGUAAUGCUGGUGGGAGAUUCAGGAGUUGGUAAGACAUGUCUGCUAGUGCGCUUCAAAGAUGGAGCCUUCCUAGCAGGCAGCUUCAUCUCGACUGUGGGCAUCGACUUCAGGAAUAAGGUGAUGAGCAUUGAUGCCGUGAAGGUUAAACUGCAGAUCUGGGACACUGCUGGCCAGGAACGAUUCCGCAGUGUCACACACGCCUACUAUCGCGAUGCUCACGCACUUCUUCUUCUCUAUGAUGUUACAAACAAAGCAUCGUUCGAUAACAUUCGGGCCUGGUUGACGGAGAUCCACGAGUACACCCAGCAGGACGUAGUCAUCAUGCUGCUAGGCAACAAGGCCGACUCUUCCCAUGACAGGGUGGUGAAACGAGAGGAGGGAGAAAAGCUGGCAAAGGAGUUUGGUGUGCCCUUCAUGGAGACCAGCGCCAGGUCUGGACUGAAUGUGGAGCUGGCCUUCACUGCUGUGGCCAAAGAGCUGAAGCACAGGACCAUGAAGGAGCCCGACGAGCCAAAGUUCCAGCUGCAGGAGUACGUCAACAGAGAAAUGAGGACUGCUGGCUGCUGCCGCUCAUAG
Nerophis lumbriciformis (worm pipefish) is the source of this 747-nucleotide messenger RNA. The record is from RefSeq and is a predicted model, not a curated record. Lineage: Eukaryota; Metazoa; Chordata; Actinopteri; Syngnathiformes; Syngnathidae.